Molecule: messenger RNA, 1876 nt
Organism: Gallus gallus (chicken)
Lineage: Eukaryota; Metazoa; Chordata; Aves; Galliformes; Phasianidae
Gene: RIOX1
Product: ribosomal oxygenase 1
Cellular component (GO): nucleolus
Molecular function (GO): histone H3K36 demethylase activity; histone H3K4 demethylase activity
Source: RefSeq, marked provisional
AGGGGCGGGGCUGUGUGGCGGCCAUGGCGGCGUGCGGCGCGGAGGAGCGGCAGCGGACGGGACGGCUCUCGGCGCUUUCGGUGUACCGCCGUGCGGCGGGGCCCGGGCGGCUGGAGCGACGCCGCCGCGGGACGCCGCUGCCCGCGGGCGGUAAGCGGACCAAAGCGCGGCUGAGGCGCGGCGCGGCGGGAGGAGGCGGCCCGGAACGGGCUGCGCCGCCGCAGGGCGCCGCUGUCUCCGACCGCGUGGAGAGGGCCGGGAGCUCCGAAGCCAAGCAGGGAGACCUUAAGACGAACCCGAGCGGCCCGCCGGCCAAGGCUCCGGCCGGAAACCUCGAAACCAAGUCGCCUGGAGGCCCUUUGACAACCUCGGUCGGCCCGCGGGCCAAGGCUCCUGCCGGAAGCCCCGAAGCGAAGCCACCCGGAGACCCCGCAACGAGCCCAGGCGGCGGAGGCGUGCCGGGGCUGCUGCGGCGGCUGGGGCGGCUGGAGGACAGCCGGCGGCGCGCGGCAGAGCUGUUCCGGUGGCUGGUGGCGCCGGCCGCUCCGGAGGAGUUCGCGAGGCAGCACUGGGAGCGGGCGCCACUGCUCGUGCAACGGGGUGACCCCGGCUACUACGCGGGGCUGUUCUCCACGGCUGACUUUGACGCCAUUCUGCGCAGCGGUGACGUGCACUUCGGGACCCACCUGGACGUGACCAGCUAUGCUGAGGGGGUGCGAGAGACGCACAACCCCGUGGGCCGGGCGCUGCCUGCCGUCGUCUGGGACUUCUACCAGAACGGGUGCUCCCUGCGGCUCCUCAGCCCCCAGGCCUUCUCCACCACUGUCUGGCACUUCCUCUCCAUCCUGCAGGAGCACUUCGGGAGCAUGGCCGGGGCCAACACCUACCUCACGCCGCCAGGCACGCAGGGCUUCGCCCCUCACUACGACGACAUCGAGGCCUUCGUCCUGCAGCUGGAGGGCAAGAAGCACUGGCACGUUUACGGCCCCCGGACGAGCUCCGAGGCACUGCCCCAGUUCUCCAGCGCAAACCUCACGCAGGCGGAGCUCGGUGAGCCCCUGCUGGAAGUGGUGCUGGAGGCUGGAGACCUGCUAUACUUUCCCCGGGGCUUUAUCCACCAGGCCGACUGUCUGCCAGAUGCGCACUCGCUCCACAUUACGGUGUCCUCCUACCAGAGGAACUCCUGGGGAGACUUCUUGGAGAAGCUCCUCCCGGCUGCCCUGCAGAUGGCUCUGGAGGAGGACCUUGAGUACCGGCAAGGGCUUCCCAUGGACUGCCUGGGAUACAUGGGGGUUGCCAACUCAGAUGCAGUCGAUGCUCGCCGAACGGCAUUUGUGGAGAAGGUGCAGCACUUGAUAAAGAAACUUGUUGACUACGCACCCAUUGACGCUGCCAUGGAUCAGAGGGCUAAGUCGUUUCUUCACGACUGUCUCCCCCCAGUGCUUACACAAAGUGAGAAACAGCUGAGCGUGUAUGGCUUUCCAGCCCGGUGGCAAGAUGGAGGGCCCCGCAAUGUCGAUAUACAAAUAACAAAAGACACAGAAGUACGUCUUCUCCAUCAUGGCGUUGUUAGAUUGUGCAAUGAAGAAGCAGGCGUGAUGCUAUAUUACACAACAGAAAACUCAAGAGUGUAUCAUAAGGAAGAGCCCAAGUACCUUGAGAUAGAUCCCGAGUAUACAGACAGUAUUGAAUUUCUCCUGUCCUCCUAUCCGAACCACGUCAGUGUGGAUACCCUGCCAUGCGAUGCCUUGGAGGACAAGAUUUCUCUAGCCACACUCCUGUUUGAGAAGGGCAUUCUGACUACUAAGAAGCCACUGGUGCAAGUGUAACUCUUAUUUUUGAACAAAAUAAAAAUACAUUUGUUUAGAAAAAAAAA